AUGUCGACAGUCCAGCAAAGCGCGAGGCGAAUAGCCUCCAACAAUGCACUCUCACGCGACACGGUAUGCAUCUCCUGUCGACACCGACUAGCCGGUCACGCAUCACGACGAUACGCAUCUGCGGCAACAGCAGCUGUAGCAGAAGAGCCCCCAAAUACCCGGGCGAAACCACCAAACCCCCCGGUGACGGCGACAGGUCCCAAGAAAGCAUUUCAGCUCAAAUGCAGUCCCGUCCUCUCUCGGCCGCCCGUUAUAACACGCGAGUUGACUUCGUUCGAGAAAGCCUUUUUCCUUUACCAGAAACGACUUAAUGAGCGAUUAGCAUUACCGUUCACACGAUACUUCUACACCAAGAAAGAGACCCCUGCGGACGUCGAAUGGAAGCGGAAAAGGCCUGCAAGAAGAGGGACGGCCGCCAGAGACAUUGGCGCAUACAAUGCAUAUGACGAUGAGAAAUGGAACGACGAGGUGCUUGUUGGGAGCAACUUGGGUGAACCAGAAGACAUCACAGAGAAGCUUAUACGAGAUGCCGAGGGCAAGGACAUCAUAGAGGGCGAGCCUCAAGGCGAUGCGGAGACUGGAGGCCAAGCCAUCAGCGGAGACGCCAGAGCGGGAGAAGGUGCGCAAAAGCCAGUGGCCGAAGUGAACGUGGAAAGGCCAGUCCCGAGAAUCACGGAAGCCGACCAGCAGAACGAUGUCAAGAGCCUGAACCGGAAGCUGGAUCGGAGUUUAUACCUUCUCAUACAGAACAAGGAUGGCGAGUGGCGGUUCCCCGAAGACAGGGUAUACGGCAGGGAGAAUCUUCAUCAGGCAGCUGAGCGCAUCCUCAUCCAGGCUGGCGGAAUCAACAUGAACACUUGGGUCAUUGCAAAUCAUCCUAUUGGGCACUACAUCAAAGCCUUUACAUCACCAAUCCUCUCGAAAAUCCCGCCCAAUCGACUUGUGAGCACAUCGAAAGAGGAAAUUGAGCAUGAAGAAUACGGAGAGAAAGUCUUCUUCCUCAAGUCGCGCAUUAUGGCUGGGCAAGCUGAUUUGGCCAAGAACGAGUAUGGAGACAAGAACUUCUCAUGGCUGGCUAGGGAGGAAAUCGAGAAGGUAGUGUCAACCCACUACUGGAGCCAGAUUCGGAACAUGUUGGCCGAGCGGUGA
Molecule: messenger RNA, 1149 nt
Organism: Zasmidium cellare ATCC 36951
Lineage: Eukaryota; Fungi; Ascomycota; Dothideomycetes; Mycosphaerellales; Mycosphaerellaceae
Exons: 4
Coding region: 1-1149 (382 amino acids)
Cellular component (GO): mitochondrial large ribosomal subunit
Molecular function (GO): structural constituent of ribosome
Source: RefSeq, a predicted model, not a curated record